This is a messenger RNA of Adineta ricciae, 1683 nucleotides long. The record is from the annotation of a GenBank genome assembly. NCBI's taxonomy places the organism in Eukaryota, Metazoa, Rotifera, Eurotatoria, Adinetida, Adinetidae.
AUGUUUUCUCUUCGAAUCAGUUUUCUUGUGAUUUUCAUCUUUCAUUUCGUUGAAUCGCGACAUUUCCUUGGCGGAACGAUAUCUUGGAAAGUGUUAAAUAACGAAAAUCGAACAAAUUCCAGUGUACCUGUUACAUUCACGCAAUCUUAUCAAUGGAAAGAAUCGGCCACCUAUUGUAAUCAAUCUCUUAUCUUCGUUUAUCCACCUGUAUCCGCAAAUCCGGAUAUUCUCCAAUGCGUCAGUCCAACUAGUUUGUGCGGUGGUUACACAACGUUGAGUACACAAGGAUAUUGCAUGGAUUCAAGUCUGAUCUCUGAUACACGAUCAAGUUAUAUCCUUCAUACAGAAAAUAUAACUGUCGGAUCGAAGUUUUGUGUUGCGUUUCAAAAUAUAAACUGGAUGGUAUUGCAAGGUCCAUCAUGUACCACAUCUUGUCCGUUGUCAAGUGCAGGAUGGUCAAUCGGUUCUUGUAUUGAUUUGACAAUUCGACCAAAUGGAUUUAUCAAUACAUCACCUGUUGCAAAUAUGAUUUCUCCGGCCAAAGUUCCAGUGAAUAGCAUGACGAAUAUAAAAAUUCCUGUUCUUGAUGCUGACAAUGAUAUUCUACGCUGCCGUUGGGCGAAGAAGUCGUCGGCAUUGGAUGAAUGCGGUGAUGUUUGUGGUAAAAUAUUGGGAAGUCAACUUGAUCGUGACAACUGUGUAUUAUCAUUCAAUAGCACAGGGAAAACUGUUGGGGAUUUCUAUGCAGUAACUUUAAUGGUGGAAGAUUUUGCUAAUGCUACUUCGAACACAUCAUUGAGUAGUGUCCCAAUACAGUUCCUGAUUGAAAUUGUCGCUCCACCUCUGUGUGUAUCGAAACCGAUGAUUAGUUUGAAUAUUUCACAAUGUGUUGCUAUUCAAGUCGGAAUGAGAUACAAUUUUACUGUAAUAAUUGAUCAAGGAUGUCCAAAUACAUCAGUAGCUGACUUGAUCACAGCAUCACCAUUAUACAUGUCGAAAAGUAGUCCUGUACAAAUAGGAUCGAACAAUCGGUGGUCAGUUUCACAUACUUGGAUACCAACUGCGGAACAGAUCGGUUCACAAGUCUAUUGUGCUAUGGCAAUUGAUAGUAUUAAUAUGACAUCGGACCAAUUAUGCGCUGCAUUCACAGUGGUCGAUACAAACCAAAAUCUUCUCUGUCCUGGCGAAACAACAACAAGUACAUCUACAAGUAGUAGUAGUAGUAGUAGUAGUACGUCGACGAGUACAUCCACAAGCAGUAGUUCAUCAACAAGCACAGCGACCUCAACAACUUCAAUCACAUCUACUGAUGAUUCUCGAUUACUGCUAUUAGGUCUCGGAUUAGGUAUACCUGUGUUAGCAUUAUUGUUGGGUUUGAUUGUGUAUUGUUGUUGUUGUUGUUGUCCGGAACAAUGUAAUCUUCUACGUGGAAGAUGUCGUCGACGAUUUCGUAAUCGUACGGAAGACAUUCAAAAUGAAAUGUUCAUUGAUCAGCGCAAUGAAAAUUCCUCUGACUAUCGUAGUUUAUAUAUUAAUGAUAGAAAUCCUUCCCCGGUUGCCAGCGAACUUCCAAGUGAUUAUUCUUCGCAUAGAAAUGCAAAUACUUCGAUUUUAGUUGAAGCAUAUAGAACACAGACGAAUCAAAGAACAAUUCAUAAUAUGACCAAGCAUGAUACAAUGUGA